AACAUGGACUGUAAAAGCGCGCUUUGUGGGUCACCCCUUCUAUAUACACUCAUAUCAUUGCAACACUCGUCUUCAGCUCUAAACAAAACAGAACCUAAACGAAAUUCAGACUCACCCGCAACCCAGAUCUUGCUUCAGUUUUGGGUUUCAUUGAUUUGAAUUUUCAUUUUCAUUUCCUGUUUUGGGCUUUUGGGAUUCUAAUUUUGUUUCUUUAAUAAAAAAGAACAACACUUCUCCGAUGAUUUCAAACAAAAAUGUAGCCAAUGCUGUUGCUGGUAAAACGGCUAGAGCAUGUGAUAGCUGUGUAAGGAAGCGAGCUAGAUGGUACUGCGCAGCAGAUGAUGCAUUUCUUUGCCAAUCUUGUGAUUCAUCAGUGCAUUCUGCUAAUCCAUUAGCUCGUAGACAUGAAAGAGUUCGUUUAAAGAUUUCAUCUUUAAAAUCUUUGGAUAUAAUUUCCAAGGGGAGUUCUGUUAUUACCGUUCCUUCUUGGCAUCAAGGAUUCACCAGAAAGGCCAGGACACCUAGAAAUGGACAUGGCAAUAAGCCUCUACUUUCUCUUUUGAAAAUUGAAGAAAAGUCGAGGAACCCUAUUCCACUUGUGCCUGAAGUGGGUUCAGAUGAUCAGAUAUCUCAUGAAGAUAAUAAUGAAGAGGAGCAACUACUGUACAGGGUUCCAAUCUUUGACCCUUUUGUUGCGGAAUUAUGCACUCCAACAACGAUAUCGAAUGAAGCAGAUCAAACUACUACUGCUCCUUUUACUGCUGGCGGUGGUAAUGGUAAUGAUACUGAUCAAACAGUUGCUGGUGCUAAUGGAAUUGAAUCAAAGGCUUCUUAUUUACAUGGUUUUCUCCCAUCUGAAACGGAUCUUGCAGACUUUGCUGCAGAUGUUGAAAGUUUACUUGGCAGGGGUCUUGAAAAUGAAUCUUUUGGAAUGGAGGAUUUGGGUCUUGUUGAUUGUAAAGAAGAGAAACAAUUUAAGAUGCAGGAGAGAGAGUUUUCUUUAGCAAGUGGACAAGUGAUUAAGCUUGAAGAGGAAGAGAAGGAAGAAGAAGAGGCAGUAAGAGAAUGUCAUAUUGACACUGAAAUUGAUAUGGCGAAAGAACCUCCUUUUGAAUUGAGUUUCGAUUACGAUUCUGCAACCUGUGGAGAAGAAGAUGAGAAAGUAGCGACUCCACAAAGAGACAUUAAAAGCAAUAAUGGAGAAUACAAAGAUAAUACCAGGAGUAAGAAUGACAAUAAGAAAAAGAGAAAGAUACUAUUGAGUUUAGAUUAUGAAGCAGUCAUAACUGCUUGGGCAACCCAAGGUACUUCUCCUUGGACUGACGGAACCCGGCGGGAUGUUGACCCCGACGAGUGUUGGCAAGACUGCAUGGGUACUUGCGGAGCUGAAUUUCACCAUCCUUAUGGCGAUACAAAUGGUCUAGGAGGAGUAGGAGGAGGAGGAAACCCUGCAAUGGCGGGCGGAGGGAGAGAAGCGCGAGUAUCGAGGUACAGAGAGAAGCGGAGAACAAGACUGUUUUCCAAGAAAAUAAGAUACGAGGUGAGGAAACUGAAUGCGGAGAAAAGGCCUAGAAUGAAAGGAAGAUUUGUCAAGAGGGCAACCUUUGCAGGAGGACCUUCUGCUUUUCCAUUACAUGCCAAAUAACUGCUAUUUUAAUUACAAGUUUCCUAAAUUGGAAUCAAUGUAUUAAUUAGUUCAGUUUAUUACAAGGUCUGUGCAAAUCUAAUAACUAAAUAAAAAUUUUGAGCUUCUUGUGUAAA
Molecule: messenger RNA, 1761 nt
Organism: Ricinus communis (castor bean)
Lineage: Eukaryota; Viridiplantae; Streptophyta; Magnoliopsida; Malpighiales; Euphorbiaceae
Product: zinc finger protein CONSTANS-LIKE 6
Exons: 2
Coding region: 239-1645 (468 amino acids)
Biological process (GO): regulation of DNA-templated transcription
Cellular component (GO): nucleus
Molecular function (GO): zinc ion binding; protein binding
Source: RefSeq, a predicted model, not a curated record